This is a messenger RNA of Darwinula stevensoni, 1774 nucleotides long. The record is from the annotation of a GenBank genome assembly. NCBI's taxonomy places the organism in Eukaryota, Metazoa, Arthropoda, Ostracoda, Podocopida, Darwinulidae.
UGGUUUCAGUGAACUGCUGUGGAAGUUUGCAACGACGCGAACCCAAUCGCAGGAUCGCCAGGGAUAUGGUGCUUAUGCACGUAUGCCAACAAUGACGUCGACGGGGCGCAUAAACGAGGAAAGUGAUUCAGAAGGGGAAAAUAUACCUCUGGCUGAUAAUGCCAAACCGGACGAGGAAGGGCAUGAGCAACAGGUUCACGAAGGGGAUACGACUAAUGAUGGCAACAAGGUGCAAGAAACUGUCGAGGAUGGCUCAGGAGGGGAGAGAGAUGAAAUGAACCUUUACCUCGAAUCCGCGUAUUUGGUGAACACACUGAAGAAAUUGGCGGUUAAACUGAAUGAAUUGGAGAAUAAACCGGCGCGUGACAACCGUCUGAAGGAAAAGCAGACAAAAGUAAAGAAGGAGAUAGAAGAAAUCUUGGACAAGCGUACACAUUCCCUUGGUAUGGAUUUCAAAGACCACAAUUUUCGCACCCUGUUGCACUGGGGAUGCAUUCUCGGAAACGACUACAUGGUCUCUCUGUUCCUGGAGAAAGGAGCAGACCCGAACUGCCAAGACAAGUGGUGGAACACGCCGCUCCAUUAUGCCACAUACUUUUGCCCGGGGGUCGUCCUCAAGCUGUUGGAGAAGGGAGCCAAGAUUUGGAUUCACAACGAGAAAUACGAAUCUCCUCUCCAGAGGAUUUCCCCAGAUACCCUAAGGGAGUACUUGGACGGGUGCAUGCAUGAAAACGGCAGAGGCUAUGACUACAAAGCCCAACUGGACUUGACCUUCUUGAUUCCUCCCAAAGAAUCGAAAGAAUCGAAGGAUGUGGAGAAGUCAAAAGUUGAGGAGUCGAUGUUCGCCGAGACGACGUGUCUGUGGUGGAUCACCAAGAGCCCCCAGCAUCAUGUGGUCCUCAAACACCCGGUCAUCACCGCGUUCCUGGAUCUCAAGUGGCAACAGAUCUCCAUGAUCUACAAACUCCUCUGCAUCGUGUAUAUGCUUUACCUGGUGCUGCUAUACUUUUUUCUCAACGCUGGAGCGUUUCACAGCAUGCAGGAAGCACGAAAAUCAAUGACGAAAUUGGGAAAUGAGACGCGCCUUGGUGCUGAUUGUACAGUUUACCAAAGUUUACAAGACCUGGAGAGUGCUGCUUCAUCUGUAAAGGAUAAUUUCACUCAAAGACUGUCUCUGGACGAGAAAGCAUACUUCCAGUACAUGCCCAAGGGAUGGACAGUGGUGCGUUUCGUCUUGGUCGCCUUCAACUCGUUGAUUCUCUUCCUGGAAUUCCUCCAGCUCCUCUACUUGGGGGAAUCCAUAGACGACUCACACUACUUGGAAGACUUCUACCGGUACCAUCGUAGGUACAUGCAUAAGGAGAAACAUCUGCUGUACCUGACCCCGACGACCUCGCCGCAGGAGUGGGAGAAUUUCUCGCUUUCCGAGGUGAUUCGUAUCGGAAGCCAGCUCCCAUUCUUCUCCCUUUACGUCCAUAUGUUCAUCACCAUUGCUGUGAAAUUGCUCAAGUUGAUUUUCUGGUCUUGGUCCGUGUUGGUCAUCAUGUACUCCUCCAUCUUCAUGCUCCUCUUCUACACCGUGGACGAGUUCUCAUCUUUCCUAUUAUCGCUGUCUAAGACCAUCACGAUGUUUAUCGGGGAGUUCGGCUACGAGAACAUCCCCUUCGAGAGGUACGGAGGACUGAGCCAUUUCGCAUUCUUGACGUUCGUCAUCAUCGUGACGGUCAUCCUGAUGAACGUUUUGGGUCUGGCAGACCCGCUCUGCGUCCUGUAG